Molecule: messenger RNA, 825 nt
Organism: Malassezia globosa CBS 7966
Lineage: Eukaryota; Fungi; Basidiomycota; Malasseziomycetes; Malasseziales; Malasseziaceae
Exons: 1
Coding region: 1-825 (274 amino acids)
Biological process (GO): microtubule-based movement
Cellular component (GO): dynactin complex
Source: RefSeq, a predicted model, not a curated record
AUGCAUGUGCCAAGUGUGUCGUUUGUCGACUCGCAUGUAUUGUGCACACUCGCUGUAGGACGUACAUCUGCCCUUGUGGUUGAUGUGGGGCAUUUAGAGACAUGUGUGAUGCCAGUGUACGACGGACGUCCCAUGCAGAACCUUAUCACAACGACGCCACGUGCAGGUCGCUUUCUGUCGCGCACACUUCGCGCGCUCCUGGCACGACACGCGGAGACUACGGCACCUAUCGACGAUGUUUUGCAUCCAUCAACGAUAGAUGAGGUACAAACAAGGGCUCUUCUCGUAGGUGAGCCUUGUACCUGCUCGCGAACGACGGUGUCGCCGCUGGAUGUGGACGCAUUUGCUUCCGAGUAUGCAAAGCACGCCACAAACACCAGUGCAUGGAGCCUUCGGGUACAUGGCCAAUCGGUACUUCAUGUCCCUGGAUGGUUGCGUGAGCGUGCCUGUGAAGUGUUUUGGGAGCCUGGGGACGAAGACGAAGCAAGUGUCGUUGAGUGCGUAUGGCAAUGCAUAUCACGACUACCCCUUGAUACGAGACGCGAAUUGCUCGGCUCCAUUCUACUGGCCGGAGGUUCGAGUCUGAUCCCUGGAUGGACGCAGCGAUUUGUCCAAGAGCUCCAGAAGCCCGGACUCACCUCAGCUUUGCAGUAUGGCGCGGCUUCUAUGCCCACAGAUCCAACCCACGCGAUGCGUGUGCAAGUACUUAACGCUUCCGCCACAUACAUGCCAGCCAAUGUCCUUGCCUGGUCGGGAGCAAGCAUAGCAGGACAUCUGCAUGCCGAAGGCACGACGGUAUGGACGCGCGAUUCAUGGAAUGCAUAG